CUUUCGGGUGGCAUACACUAUUUGACCUUACUAAGAUGUCUGGCGACGGGGAACUUCCUGUGAGGGCAGGAAGUAUUUCAGUACUGCACAGACGCACAACGCAGCGAGCAUGCAGAAAUGGCCGAGAACGGAAGAUGCAGUACAAAGCUGGAGUUCGCUGUUCAGAUGACGUGUGGCAGCUGCAGCAGCGCUGUGAGGAACGCCCUGCAGGGGGCGCCAGGUGUCCAGUCUGUGGAGAUUGACCUGCAGAGAGAGGAAGUGCUGGUGGACACCACGCUGACAUCACAGGAAGUGCAGGACCUGAUUGAGAAGACGGGGCGGAGGGCGGUGCUAAAGGGAGUGGGAUCGGCCGCACAGAAGGACCUGGGUGCUGCAGUGGCGAUGCUCUCUGGCUCCAACCUGGUUCAGGGGGUGGUUCGGUUCCUCCAGGUCUCCGAGGAUCGCUGCCUGAUCGAGGGCACUGUGGACGGGCUGGAACCUGGUCCCCACGGGCUCCACGUGCACGAGUUCGGUGACCUCACAGACGACUGCCUCAGCUGCGGAGGGCACUUCAACCCCUUUGGGAAACCCCAUGGCGCCCCCCAGGAGUCGGACAGGCAUGUUGGAGAUCUAGGAAACAUCCUGGCGGGACCCGAGGGCAGAGCGGUCUUCAGACUGGAGGACCAGCAGCUCAAGGCUGGCCUGUGGGAUCAUCGCUCGCGCCGCUGGACUCUUCCAGAACCCCAAACAGAUCUGCAGCUGCGACGGGGUCACCCUCUGGGAGGAGAGAGACCGCCCCCUGGCCGGCCCAGGACGCAGAGCACCCAAUCAGCACGCGGCACACCUCUGAAGCUGCCCUGCCCCUUUAGAACUCUGGCGGACCUGCUCUGAUCUCAAGCACUUAAACUAAAAUCAAAAAAGAGAUCAAUUAAAAUCAGGGGUCGCUCCAAUCAUGCAAGUAACUUAAUAACUCCCACUUUUUUUAAAUGAAGAAAAACACGUUUUGAAGUUCAUGGGGUUCAGUUUUUUGUAUGAGGUGUUAACAGGUUCUUGCACUGGCAAGGCAUGCAAUGCUACUAGGAGAUAAUAUUGAACUGUGAAGGACAUGGGUGGAGAUUUUAACAGCUUUUUUUAACCCCUAAAGGUAGACAAGGAAUUGAGCGCAGUUUCUUCUUAAAAUCCUUUUGAGAGUGACUCACGAGGAGGAAACUGACAAUCAUGCAAGUAACUUAAUAAAAUAUAUAUAGGGUGCCUGGGGGAGGAAUAGGGAGAAGUGAUUUGAAAAGCAGGCCUAUUAUAAAACAAACUGAAGUGAAUUACCCAUUUUGAUGUCCAUCGCUGUUCAUUGGUGUAUGUGUGUGCUUGUGUGUCAUUACAAUCUCGGCUAAGUAUAUUUUUUGGGGCUACGAAUCAGGGAUCAGUUACCAAAAGUCAAGCGUCCAGACUGUGUGUGACUACCAGAACCUUUCAUUUGUUAUUCUUUCAACAGCAACGCACUGAGAUGUUGCAUUCCACCGUUUUGAUUAUUUUGUAAUAAGAAUUAAAAGCGAUUGCAUUCCAAACA
Acipenser ruthenus (sterlet) is the source of this 1543-nucleotide messenger RNA. RefSeq names its product copper chaperone for superoxide dismutase-like. The record is from RefSeq and is a predicted model, not a curated record. NCBI's taxonomy places the organism in Eukaryota, Metazoa, Chordata, Actinopteri, Acipenseriformes, Acipenseridae. The transcript is spliced from 7 exons. Bases 118 to 870 code for a protein of 250 amino acids. Gene Ontology annotation, molecular function: copper ion binding. Gene Ontology annotation, biological process: removal of superoxide radicals.